AUGGCCACUAAGUUCCUUGUGAUGGUCUUGUUCAUCGGAGUUGUUUCUUCCAAUGUAGACGCAAGGCCGCUCGAUAAAGUGUCCAAAGAAUCGAUAGAUCACAAGCCCCUUGCGCUAACUCCGCUAGUACCCAUACCGGAGCUUCCAAUACCGAUACCAAGUACUCCGCCGACGUCAUUACCAGUACCAACUCCGCCGAUGUCAUUACCAGUACCCGUCCCUGGAGUUGGAGCAGCCUCUGCCACUAAAGGACUAGUGUCCGAACUAGCCAUCUCCGUUCCCAAAACUGCAACUACCAAUGGCAUUGGAACUCAACUUUGGGUUAGUAUCGGUGAUUCUGUCUACGGACAAGGCUAUAGCACCUCUAUCGCUGAUGGAGGUCCUGGCGGUUCCAGCAGCGGUACAGACGCAAAUGGAUACGGAGGUAGCAGCGGAUCUAUCAUUUCCGAAGGUAACAACGCAGACGCUUAUUUACAAGGCUAUGCUAACGGUGGAGGCAGUAGUGGUGCUGAAGUGGGAGACAAUGGUGCCUUCUCCCAAGGAUCCGGCUUUGGAAGUGGCACUAACUAUGGGAGUGGAAGCAGCAGCAGCCCUUGA
Molecule: messenger RNA, 597 nt
Organism: Microthlaspi erraticum
Lineage: Eukaryota; Viridiplantae; Streptophyta; Magnoliopsida; Brassicales; Brassicaceae
Source: the annotation of a GenBank genome assembly